Molecule: messenger RNA, 2117 nt
Organism: Populus euphratica (Euphrates poplar)
Lineage: Eukaryota; Viridiplantae; Streptophyta; Magnoliopsida; Malpighiales; Salicaceae
Product: AP2-like ethylene-responsive transcription factor PLT2
Exons: 10
Coding region: 262-1893 (543 amino acids)
Biological process (GO): regulation of DNA-templated transcription
Molecular function (GO): DNA-binding transcription factor activity; DNA binding
Source: RefSeq, a predicted model, not a curated record
AGAAAGACUCUUGCAUUUUAAGUACAUUGUAUCCUUCUCAAAAUUCUUUCUUUUCAGCCUCUCCUCCUCCCUUCUCUUCUCUCAUGGUCCCAAACAUACAAUCUUCAUUUAGGUCAGAAGUUUAAGAAAGAAAGAAUGUGUGAGAGAGACAGCAGUGUAGCAAACCCUAGAUACUUAUAUAUAGGUGGUUUUUGAGUUUUUGAAGUGCAAGCAAGUUUACCCCUUGAGAUCAUUAAUUUUCAAAGAAGAAUUUUGGGAUCCAUGAAUUCUAACAACUGGCUUUCAUUUCCUCUUUCUCCUACUCAUCCUACCUUGCCUGCCCAUCUACAUGCAUCUCACCCUCAUCAAUUCUCUCUAGGAUUAGUCAAUGAUAGUAUGGAAAACCCAUUUCAAACUCAAGAGUGGAGUCUUCUUAACACUCAAGGCAACAAUGAAGUGCCAAAGGUUGCAGACUUUCUUGGUGUAAAUAAAUCUGAGAAUCAAUCAGAUCUCGUGGCCUUCAAUGAAAUUCAAGCCAAUGAUUCUGAGUAUCUUUUUUCAAGCAAUAGUCUGUUGCCAGUCCAAAAUGCUGUGGUAGCCGCCAGUACUAACUAUGAAUUUCAAGAAAAUUCUAGCAAUUUGCAGUUGUCUAUGGGCAGUGCUAGUGGUAAGGGUUCUAAAUGUGAAACCAGUGGUGAUAAUAGUACUAAUUCUGUCGAAGCUGCUGCUCCAAGAAGGACUUUGGAUACAUUUGGUCAAAGAACAUCCAUCUAUCGUGGUGUAACAAGGCAUCGAUGGACAGGAAGGUAUGAAGCUCAUUUAUGGGAUAAUAGUUGCAGAAGAGAAGGUCAAUCCAGGAAAGGAAGACAAGUCUAUUUAGGUGGCUAUGACAAAGAAGACAAGGCUGCUAGAGCUUAUGAUCUUGCUGCACUUAAGUACUGGGGAACAUCUACCACUACCAAUUUUCCUAUCAGCAACUAUGAGAAAGAACUAGAGGACAUGAAGCAAAUGACCAGACAAGAAUUUGUGGCCUCCAUUAGAAGGAAGAGUAGUGGCUUCUCUAGGGGUGCAUCCAUGUACCGUGGGGUCACAAGGCAUCACCAACAUGGAAGAUGGCAAGCAAGAAUUGGUAGAGUUGCAGGAAACAAAGAUCUCUACUUGGGAACUUUUAGCACUGAGGAGGAGGCUGCGGAAGCUUAUGACAUAGCAGCAAUAAAGUUUAGGGGGCUUAAUGCAGUGACUAACUUUGACAUGAAUCGAUAUGAUGUGAAAAGCAUUCUUGAGAGCAAUAGUUUACCAAUUGGAGGAGGGGCAGCCAAAAGGCUAAAGGAGGCUCAAGCAAUCGAAUCGUCACAAAAACGAGAAGAAAUUAUUGCUCUUGGAUCAAGUUAUCCAUAUGGAUCAACUUCAAGCUCUAGUCGACUACAAGCUUACUCUCUAAUGCAAAAACCAUUUGAGCAACCUCAACCUUUACUUACUCUACAAAAUCAAGACAUUUCUCAGUACACUCAAGAUUCUUCAUUUCAGCAAAAUUACCUUCAAACACAGCUUCACUUGCACCAGCUAUCUGCAGGGUCUAAUUACCUACAUAAUAACCAAUCAAGCCAAAAUCCCCAGUAUUACAGCAGCUAUAUCCAAAACAAUCCCGCUCUGCUUCAUGGAUUUUGGAACAUGGGUUCUUCAUCAUCUCUAAUGGAGAAUAAUGUCAGUUCUAGUGGGAGUUAUAGCACCGGAGGUUAUCUGGGAAAUGGGUUGGGAAUGGCUACCAAUUCAACAGGGUCUAAUGCAGUAGCUGAGGAACUUCCACUUGUUAAGGUAGAUUAUGAUAUGCCUUCUGGUGGCUAUGGAGGUUGGUCCGGGGAAUCACUUCAGGGAUCCAACCCAGGUGUUUUUACAAUGUGGAAUCAUGAGUGAUCAGAUAUUGGAAAUGGAAAAAAAAAAUGUCUAUGAUCAAGAGAUGGGAGUCAUUAAAGGAGUGUGCAUGCAUGCAUGAUCAUGGGGGACAAUAUAUUUGACCAUGCUUUCUUUAUGUUUGAUUAAGCCAUAGGAGUUCAUUUUUAAAGCAAAACCCUCAAGAGGAAAUGUAAAACCCUAGCUAGGGCUUUCUUUGAUAAGUUGACAAUCUUCUUUCAACUUAA